AUGCCUCUUACUACUAAGUCCACUCAGAUGGUUAUUGAUACUACUAUGGAUACCCCAACAGAUUUGGGUAUCACUGGUGAAACCUCUACUUCGCUUCCCUCAGGAUCUGAAGAUUCUACUAUGUAUGAAGUUCUCGAUGUUGUUGCAACGGAUGUUCCUACUUUCACGGACGUGGUUCCUAGCUGUGCUUCUCAGCCUUUAUCUUCUCCUGAUUUAGCAGAUCCCACCCAUUUCGGGUCAGAUCUGGUUUCUAACUUAGGCGGUACGGGUGUGACUUCCAAGGAUCUCCUCCAAGCUCCUCCCCCAGUUCUGCAGACUCAAGAGGACUCAAUCCAGCUCCCGACGAGUCCCCAAUACUCCCAAGAUGAGCUAAAGAGCUCCCAAGAGAAUGUGAAUUCCUGGGCUGCAAAGCUUCAGCAGUCUGUGGACCGUGCUCUGAAAAAAACUAGUUCAUCUUUGCUUACUCUUGCUGGAGUUCCCAGAAUAAAAAUCCCAGAUUUUGUCUUCAAACGAGGAGCAGACCUUCAUCAUGACUUCGUGCUGGGCAUCUUUAUGGGCAAAACUCCCUCCUUUGGCCGUAUCCAAAGUGUCUUAACCCACAUCUGGGGCAGAGCGUGA
Thlaspi arvense is the source of this 618-nucleotide messenger RNA. The record is from the annotation of a GenBank genome assembly. NCBI's taxonomy places the organism in Eukaryota, Viridiplantae, Streptophyta, Magnoliopsida, Brassicales, Brassicaceae.